AAAUGUUUAAUGUGUAUGAAGGUGAAGCUGAGUCUCGGAUAUUAUUUCUGCUGGGAUUUCCUGUCUGAACAACUUGUUUCGGACCGGAACCAGCAGUGAGGCGGACGGUGAAGAUGGUGUCCCUCCUGUUAAGAUGUUAUCCUCGGCUGCCUUCAUCCUUCACUCUGGCUCGGUUCGUUUUAAACCAGAAUCUGGUUAGGAGUCAGCGGUGCUGUCUGGUCCGGGCGGGUAACCUCCCGGCCAGACGGACCUACAGCUCGGAGCGGGAUCAGCACCACCCGAAGCCGAAGGUGGUGGUGGUCGGCAUCCCGAACCCGUUCAUCUGGUUCCGGACCCGGAUCUACUACUUCCUGAUCAGAACCUACUUUGACAAAGAGUUUAGCAUCGAGGAGUUCACAGAGGGAGCGAAGCAGGUUCGGUACAAACCCGGAGAGCAGAUCAGGGUUCUGGCUUUCUCCCACGUCUCCAGACUUUUGUCUCGGUGUCAGUUUGAGGCUCUGGAGGGCCUCGUCGCUAAAGAUCUGAUUGGGAAGCUGGAGCAGAAGUGCGGCUCUCUGCCGUCCAGCCACCAGAGAGCUCUGUGUGCCGAGCCGGAGGACGUGAUGUACACGAUGCCGGGAGACGUGGGGAUCUUCUACGACGACGACGGCAGGAAGUUCGUCAGCAUCCUGAUGCGGUUCUGGUACCUGACCAGCGUUGGUCUCCCUGACGACAUCAUGGAGGGAACCCGGAUGUUCACGGUGUCCAUCGGCGACAAAGAGAUGGAGGCCAAGCGGCUGCUCACCGCCAUCUACGAGUCGGUACCAGAACCCGACCAGAACCGCUCCUCCCGCUGGACGCUAAGGUUCUGUUGUUGUUCUGGUUCAGGUUCCAGAGGGAGUUCACCAAAGGCGUCGCUCCAGACUGGACCAUCACCCGGAUAGAACACUCCAGUCUGCUGGACUAGACCGGGCCGGGCCGGUACCGAGGACCGGGCCGGUCGCUGCUGCUCACCAGCUGCCCAGGGGGACGGAACCAGAACUGCCUGGACUGGAUCUGGAUUCGGUUCCAAGCAGAUGACAUCAUCACCUGCUGACUGGAUUUAACGUGAAACUGAAGGCUGAACACGGAGUUCUGACCCAAACCUGCUGCGGACCAGUUCUGAUUCUACGACCCGGUUCUGGUCGAAUCAGGACCUCCAUGUUGUUUCUACAUUAAAAUAAUAUUCCACCAUUUUCUUUUAUUGUUGUUUUCAAGAAACUUCGAGCAACAGAUUAAAGAUUCAACCAAUCAGAGAGCUGGAACCUGUCAGAAUAGACCAAUAGGAGAGCAGCUACUGAAUGACGAUUUCUAUGAGUUUUAUUCAUGUAUGAAGUAAUAAUUUCCUGAAUAAAAGUCCUUUAAUGG
Poecilia reticulata (guppy) is the source of this 1386-nucleotide messenger RNA. NCBI's taxonomy places the organism in Eukaryota, Metazoa, Chordata, Actinopteri, Cyprinodontiformes, Poeciliidae. The record is from RefSeq and is a predicted model, not a curated record.